Protobothrops mucrosquamatus (brown spotted pit viper) is the source of this 1038-nucleotide messenger RNA. It is a transcript of the gene MINDY1, whose product is annotated as MINDY lysine 48 deubiquitinase 1. Gene Ontology annotation, biological process: protein K48-linked deubiquitination. Bases 49 to 1038 code for a protein of 329 amino acids. Gene Ontology annotation, cellular component: cytosol; cell periphery. The transcript is spliced from 9 exons. Gene Ontology annotation, molecular function: cysteine-type deubiquitinase activity; K48-linked deubiquitinase activity; cysteine-type carboxypeptidase activity. The record is from RefSeq and is a predicted model, not a curated record. NCBI's taxonomy places the organism in Eukaryota, Metazoa, Chordata, Lepidosauria, Squamata, Viperidae.
UACUGCGUGAAGUGGAUCAGCUGGAAGGGCGAGAGGACGCCGGUCAUCAUGCAGAGCGAGAACGGCCCCUGCCCACUGCUGGCCAUCAUGAACAUCCUCUUCCUGCAGUGGAAGGUGAAGCUGCCUGCCCAGAAGGAAGUGGUCACUUCGGACGAGCUGAUGGCUUACCUCGGGGAUUGCAUCUUGUCCAUCAAGCCCCAGGACCAAGCUGAGGCCGUCCAGCUCAACUUCCAGCAGAACGUCAAUGACGCCAUGAUGGUCCUUCCCAAGCUCUCCACGGGGCUGGACGUCAACGUGAGGUUCACCGGGGUCGCCGACUUCGAAUACACACCCGAGUGCCUCGUGUUUGACCUCAUGAAUGUCCCCCUUUAUCACGGCUGGCUGGUGGACCCCCAGACCGCCGAGGUGGCCCAAGCUGUCGGCAAGCUGAGCUACAACCAGCUGGUGGAAAAAAUUAUCACUUGUAAACACUCCAGCGACCCAAACCUGGUGACGGAAGGCCUGAUUGCGGAACAGUUUUUAGAGUCCACGGCAUCGCAGCUCAGCUACCACGGGCUGUGCGAGCUCACGUCCACGGUCAAGGAAGGCGAGCUGAGCGUCUUCUUCCGAAACAACCACUUCAGUGCCAUGAUCAAGCACAAGAGCCACCUCUACCUGCUGGUGACCGACCAGGGUUUCUUGAACGAAGACCAGGUGACCUGGGAGAGCCUGCACAACGUGGACGGCGACAGCUGCUUCUGCGACGCCGAGUUCCGCCUGAGCCACGCGCUGGGCAAGGAGGCGUCGGGGGGCUCCCCGGUGGAUCAGAGGCAAGUGGACCAGGACUACAUGAUUGCCCUGUCUCUCCAACGCCAGCAAGGGGGUCCCGCCCUGAGCGAUCUGGAGCUGGCGCAGCAGCUACAGCAGGAGGAAUAUCAACAGCCCCCACCGCCAGCCCCCUUGCCCUCCCCAGCACAGGGGAGAAGCCCACCAGCCCACCGCCCUACUGGAGAGCGCAGACAGCGGCCGAAGGUGGACACGGACUGCACCGUCCUCUGA